UGUAGUGUACUGAGUAUUUGUUCUUAUUGUAUAAUUUAUGUAUUGUGACGUCAUCAUUUACUUCCUGUGUUGCUGUAUUUAUACUUGAGUUUUGUCAUUAAUAUCAGUCUCUUUGUGCAAGUAAUUCUGAAUGAUUGUUAUUACUUAUCGUGCUUGAACUAACUAAGUCAAUACACGACAGUGGCGACGAGGAUUAACGGAUCAUGGCAACUACGCUGAUGGGGCACAUAGAGGCUUUCGAGCCUGAGGCAGACGAUUGGCCGCAGUAUGCAGAAAGAAUGGAAGAGAUGUUCGUAGCAAAUGAGAUGGUAGGAGAGGGUAUGGCCGAGAAGAGACGAUCUGUGUUUUUGUCCGUGGUGGGAAAGCGUACCUACAACAUCCUGCGAAGCCUUCUCUCACCAGACAAACCUUCCACUAAGACGUUCGAGGAGUUGACGGCAGUACUGACGAGUCACUUCAGUCCACCGCCAUCAGAAGUGAUCCAAAGGUUCAGAUUCUAUGGCAGAUCAAGACAACCAGGAGAGUCAGUGUCAGCGUUCAUAGCUGAGUUGAGGAAGCUGACAGAAUAUUGCAACUUUGGAGCAUCAUUGAAUGCAGCGUUGAGAGACCGAAUAGUCGGCGGAAUCAACAAUGAGGCAACACAGAAAAGACUCCUGGGAGAGCGAGCAUUGACUUACCAGAGAGCAGUAGAGAUUUCCCAGAGUGUGGAGACGUCAGACGCUAACCUAAGGGAGAUGAAGCCUGUCCCUAUCAAGACAGAGCCAGUAUUUCAGAUUGGCAGGGAGAGACAAGAGACUCAGACAGCCAAUAAACUGACACAAUGUUCACGCUGUGGUACUGAGGGACAUUUACCGACUACAUGUCGGUUUAAAGACAAAUAUUGCAACUUUUGCAAAAAGAAAGGCCACAUUGCUCGAGUGUGUAGAAAUCGACUACAGCAGGCAGAGGCAUGGAGGCCCAAGCACUCAAGAAAGAACGUUCGAUACCUAGAGGAAGAAACUACUUCAGAGAGUGAAGAUGCCGAAGACUACAUCAAGAUGGUGGCUGAUAUCUCUCAAGUCAAGAGGAGAGAAAGGUCACCACCCAUCAGAGUAACAAUGUCUGUGAGUGGGGUAGACCUAGAUUUUGAAGUAGAUACAGGUGCCUCUGUUAGCCUCAUGGGAGAAGCUGAUUACUCUAAGUUGUUCCCCAAACACCCACUAGUACAAUCUGAGGUCAGACUACAGACUUACUUGGGAGAACCUAUCUCUGUUGUUGGUAGUGUUGUGGUUAAGGUUGAAUAUGGAGGUCAAACCGCUGACUUACCACUGAUUGUUGUCAAGGGAAAUGGUCCCACAUUGCUUGGUAGGAAUUGGUUGAAGGCUAUUAGGUUGGAUUGGCAGUCUAUCUAUUAUACUGAGCCUGCUGGGUUGCCCAAGGUACUAGAGAAGUACAGUGAGAUAUUUGAAGAUGGCCAAGGCACCUUCAAGGGGUAUGAAGCCCAUUUAGAAAUCAAUCCAAAUGCCCAGCCUCGUUACAACAAAGCCAGGACCAUACCUUAUUCUAAAAGAAAAGGGGUUGAAGAUGAACUAGACCGCUUAGUUGCUGAGGGCACACUGGAGCCCGUUGAGUACUCCGACUGGGCAGCACCCAUAGUGGCAGUAUUGAAGGCCGACAAGAAAACUAUCCGAAUUUGUGGCGAUUUCCGAACAACUGUGAAUUCAGUAUCGAAACUGAACCGUUACCCAAUACCGAGGGUAGAAGAUCUGUUUGCCGGUUUAGUGAAAGGAAAAACAUUUUCUACCAUUGAUCUUAAACAGGCGUACCUACAAAUGAAGCUGGACGCUCAAUCUCGGAAGUACGUAGUGAUCAACACUCACAGAGGCUUAUUUAGGUACACUCGCUUGCCUUAUGGUGUCAGCUCUGCACCAGGCCUCUUCCAAAGGGCAAUGGAGCAGAUGCUCCGUGGCAUUCCAGGUGUUGUCGUGUAUAUGGAUGACAUUCUGAUCACGGGCCAAACCAAUGUCGAGCAUUUGAACUCGUUAGAAGAGGUGCUGAGAAGACUUACCGAAGCUGGACUGCGAGCUAAAAAGACCAAAUGCCACUUCAUGGAGCCGCAAGUUGUUUUCCUUGGACAUGUUGUGGAUGAGAAAGGGUUACACCCUAUGCCGAGCAAGACGAAGGCUAUCCAAGAGGCACCAAAACCGAAGAACGUGACAGAGCUCAAGUCCUAUUUAGGAUUGCUAACCUAUUACGGAAAAUUUAUGGGGAACCUGUCCACUACUCUAGCACCGCUAUACACCCUGUUGAAAAAGAGCACAACGUGGAAUUGGUCUACAGACCAAGAAGAAGCGUUCCAAAAGUCCAAACAGUUGCUAACCUCCUCAAACCUAUUAGUUCGGUUCGACCCAACACUGCCGAUUGUGUUGGCAUGUGAUGCCUCUCAGUACGGUAUUGGGGCAGUACUCGCCCAUACGAUGCCAGAUGGUUCCGAACGACCAGUUGGAUACGUCUCGAGGACCUUGAACGAUGCUGAAAAGAACUAUGCUCAGCUAGAGAAGGAAGGGCUAGCCCUCGUCUUUGGAGUCAAGAAGUUCUAUUCCUACUUGUUUGGGCACCCCUUCACACUGAUCACAGACCACAAACCUCUGUUGGGACUACUGAGUGAGUGCAAGUCUACAUCACCCCAAGCAUCAGCCAGAGUAAAAAGGUGGUCACUCUAUUUGUCGAUGUUCGAAUAUAUGCUCACUUUCCGGAACACUACAGCUCAUGCAAACGCUGAUGCAUUGUCACGCUUGCCACGGGCCAAGCAACCCAAGAAACAUCUCAAACCAGCUGAAUUAGUAUUAUUGGCAACGCAUCUCGAAAACUCUCCUGUGUCCGCGGAACAAAUCGCUGAAGCCACACGGAAGGACCCGGUGCUCUCCACGAUAUCACAAUAUGUGAAUCAGGGCUGGCCUAGAGCAACUAUCCCCGGUCAACCACAGCUGAGAGCGUAUUUUGACAAGAAGAAUGAAUUAUCGACCUUCGAAGGAUGUUUGUUGUGGGGAUCCAGGGUCAUAGUUCCAAAGCCGUGCCAAGAAGCAGUCCUCACACAAUUACACGAGGGACACCAAGGAAUUGUCCGAACGAAGGUUUUAGCCCGCAUGUACGUAUGGUGGCCAGGAAUCAAUCAGGACAUUGAGAGAACCGUGAAACAAUGUCUCCCAUGUCAGAAGAUCCGAGCUGAGCCAACCGAAGCUCCUUUGCACUCCUGGAGCUGGCCCACCAGGCCUUGGGCACGUCUACACUUGGACUAUGCUGGCCCUGUAGAAGGAAAAAUGGUAUUAGUAGUGAUUGACGCCCACACGAAGUGGAUCGAAGCAAUUCACACAUCCACAGCAACCUCCACGGCUGUAAUCGAAACAUGCAGAGAGAAGUUUGCUCAGUUUGGACUGCCAGAGACUGUGGUGACGGAUAAUGGAAGUUGUUUUACCAGUGCUGAGUUUGCAGCGUUCCUCAAGGCCAAUGGUAUUCACCACAUCACGACAGCUCCAUACCACCCUGCCUCAAACGGAUUGGCCGAAAGAGCGGUGCAAAUCGUCAAAGCAGGACUGAAGAAGAAUCAGGAAGGAACUUUUCGUUCUAGGCUGAGCAAAACUCUUGCUGCACAUAGAGUGACCCCUCAUGCUACCACAAUGAAGGCUCCUUCUGACUUGUUACUCGGAAGACGAAUUCGAACGAGACUCGAUUUUCUACGGCCUAAUACAGCAGAGAGGGUUGAGAAACAACAAUCACGACAGAAGAAAGAUCACGAUAACCAUUCAAAGUUACGAGUUUUAAGUGAAGGGUCAAUGGUAUUUGUUAGAAAUAUGCCCUCUGGAGAAAAGUGGAUCCCUGGGGUUGUGCUGAGCUCACGAGGAAACGUUUCCUAUUCAGUGAAACUGGAAGGUGGCAGGAUCCGGAAAUGUCACAUUGACCAAUUGAGACAGAGGCAUGUCGAAACCGAGAGGGUGGAACCUUGCAUACCGGAGGAUGCCCCCGAAGAAGCGACUGUGCCGGCUAACAUUGAAUCCACUUCGGAACAAAAGGCUGAUGAGAAUGUUGAAGGCAUCCCACCAGAUAGUCGAAAAGAGUAUCCGAAGCGGGCUCGCCGUCCAGUGGAGUGGUAUGACCCCUCGUUCGUAUAAUGGACUUAUAAGUUAAAACUGUGACAUUUAGUUGAUAGACCUUCAAUGUAAGGGGGAAGGAAUGUAGUGUACUGAGUAUUUGUUCUUAUUGUAUAAUUUAUGUAUUGUGACGUCAUCAUUUACUUCCUGUGUUGCUGUAUUUAUACUUGAGUUUUGUCAUUAAUAUCAGUCUCUUUGUGCAAGUAAUUCUGAAUGAUUGUUAUUACUUAUCGUG
Molecule: messenger RNA, 4362 nt
Organism: Halichondria panicea
Lineage: Eukaryota; Metazoa; Porifera; Demospongiae; Suberitida; Halichondriidae
Exons: 1
Coding region: 204-4148 (1314 amino acids)
Biological process (GO): DNA integration; proteolysis
Molecular function (GO): nucleic acid binding; zinc ion binding; aspartic-type endopeptidase activity
Source: RefSeq, a predicted model, not a curated record